Molecule: messenger RNA, 384 nt
Organism: Theobroma cacao (cacao)
Lineage: Eukaryota; Viridiplantae; Streptophyta; Magnoliopsida; Malvales; Malvaceae
Product: polyubiquitin-like
Molecular function (GO): protein binding
Source: RefSeq, a predicted model, not a curated record
AUGAAACCAACAUCCAUUCAGGUGAAGAUACCUGAAACGAUUGGAAAUCUCAAAGCAAAGGUACGCGAGAAGAAAGGGAACCUUGAGAAUGAUCAGGGAUUCUUUUUCACGGGUGAACUGCUAUGGAUUGUGCCAUUAACAAGGACUCUACCGUCCAUUCUGUUCCCCACAGUUAAGAUACGGUUAUAUGUCAAAGUACCUUCAGAUGAUAAAAUCAUGGCCGUGAAAGUGAAGAGUUCUGAUACAAUUCAGAAGAUCAAAUCCAUAGCUCUUGCCAAAGAGUCGAUCCAGGGAAAGCAGUACUCUCUUUACCAUGCAGGAAUCCGGCUGGAGAAUUUCAGGACCUUGGCCUAUUAUGACAUUAAGGAAGAAGGUGCCAGCUGA